Molecule: messenger RNA, 2119 nt
Organism: Eruca vesicaria subsp. sativa (arugula)
Lineage: Eukaryota; Viridiplantae; Streptophyta; Magnoliopsida; Brassicales; Brassicaceae
Source: the annotation of a GenBank genome assembly
CCUUAUCAAUCUCUUCUACUCUUCUUCUUCUUCCUAUGGAUUCUCACGUUAAAACCCAUCAGAAAGAACACGAAGAUGCUCUCUCACCGGAUCCAGUUCCCUUCUCGAAGUACUCGAACCGGGUCGAGUUAAAGACUCUCCUCGAACGAAGCGACGGCGGCGCGAGAUUAGCCGGUAAAAAGGUCGUGAUCGGUGGAUGGGUCAAGUCUUCCAGAGCCGUCAAGAAAGACUCUCCACCACCUCCUCCGCCGCCUCCGUCUUCAGUAACCGUCCCUCCGCCGCCGUCGAAGACGGCCAACAUUAGCUGCACGGAGAUCAUACAAUCAAAGAUGAAUAUUUUCAGAAAGCUUUUCGACGUCUUGAGCGGCGGAGGGAAGACUUACCCGAUCUUCGAUAAACCGGAGAUAACCGGUCAUAAUGCCACGUCACUACCACCGGAGUAUAUUAUUUACUUCUUGAUCAGUGAUGGCUCCUCUGUCUCCAGUCUCCAGGUUGUUGUUGAUUCUGCAAUGUCGAAUGUUCCGGUAGCUCAGCUUAUGGCUCUAGGGACAUGUAUUGUAGCAGAAGGUGUGUUGAGACAGCCACUGGCUGCUUCUGCAAAGCAUGUGAUCGAGCUUGAGGCGGAGAAGCUUCUUCAUGUCGGAACAGUGGAUCCAGAGAAGUAUCCACUGUCUAAGAAACAGCUUCCUCUGCAUUUGCUUAGAGACUUCUCUCAUUUCAGGCCCCGCACAACCACGGUUGGGUCGGUGACUCGAGUCCAUAGUGCGUUAACCUUAGCGAGCCACACGUUCUUUCAGUCUAAUGGAUUUCAGUAUGUUCAAGUACCAGUUAUCACAACCACUGGGGUUGGAGAGAUGUUUAGAGUCACUACUCCUUUAGGUGAUGAAACUGAUGAUAAAGAGGAGAAGAAUCAUGUCAAAGAAACAGAUAAAUUGAGCAUUGAGACAGUAAAGGCUGCAAUAAAGGAGAAGAGUAGACUCAUUGAUCACCUUAAGAGAUCUGAUAGCAACCGAGAAGCUGUGGUUGCUGCUGUACACGAUUUGAAGAAAACGACCGAUCUUGCAGCUCAGCUUGAGAUGAAACAAAAACCAAAAGCAGCAACUGUGGUCAAGCCAAAGAAAGAUUUCUUUGGUUGUGAGACUUAUCUGACUGUGUCUGGGAGGUUUCAUCUUGAGAGCUAUGCUUCUUCACUUGGAAAGGUUUAUACCUUUGGACCGAGAUUCACAGCUGAUAAAAUCGACAAUGCAAGGCAUUUGGCUGAGAUGUGGAAUGUGGAAACUGAGAUGGCUUUCUCUGAACUGGAUGAUGCUAUGGACUGUGCUGAUGAAUUCUUCAAGUUCCUAUGCAAAUAUCUCUUGGAAAAUCGUCAUGAAGAUAUGAAAUUCAUAUCUAAACGAGUUGACAAGACCGUUACCACACGUCUUGAAGCAACAGCUUCCAGUUCUGUUUUGAGGUUCUCUUAUACUGAAGCGAUUAGUCUUCUUCAAAAGGCAACCACUAGAACAUUCGAAAUCAAGCCUAAGUGGGGCGUUGCUUUAACAGAGGAGCAUCUCAGUUAUCUAACUGAUGAGAUCAGCAAGGGCUCUGUAUUAAUUAUACAUAGCUAUCCGAAAGAGGUUAAACCAUUUUACAUAAGGUUGAAUGAAGAUAAGAAGACUGUAGCAGCUUUUGAUCUGGUCGUGCCUAAGGUUGGUGUUGUGAUGACUGGGAGCCAAAACGAAGAACGGUUUGAGAUUUUGGAUGGGAGGAUCAAGGAACUUGGAUCAACAUCAAGGGAGAAGUACGAGUGGUACUUAGAUUUGAGGAGGCAUGGGACAGUGAAGCAUUCAGGGAUAAGCCUAAGGAUGGAACAUAUGCUUCUGUUUGCGACCGGGCUUCCUGAUAUCAAAGACGCUGUUCCUUUCCCAAGAAGUUGGGGAAAAGCCAACAAUUAAAAGCAGCCUCAAGGGUUUAUGCACAAAUCAGUCUCAUUGUUGUUUAACUAUCUAUGUGUAACUAUACUUGGUGAGAAAGGGAAUUGUAUCCCAAAGUGUUCAUAAUGAUUAUUGGGAUUGUAUAUUUUGGAUUGUAAAUAUGCAAUAAUAUAAAAACCUACAUGAAAAUAAUGUCUAACGUUUGA